Melitaea cinxia (Glanville fritillary) is the source of this 2838-nucleotide messenger RNA. RefSeq lists its product as uncharacterized. Lineage: Eukaryota; Metazoa; Arthropoda; Insecta; Lepidoptera; Nymphalidae. The transcript has 11 exons. The record is from RefSeq and is a predicted model, not a curated record.
AUGAGAAAAUAUGAAAAUAUUUUUAACAAACAAGAACAUAUGACUAAUUGGAUUCAAAUGGACAAAAAUGCACGCAAAGAUAAAAAGCAGAAAAGUGCUCGUUUAAAAAUAAAUGAUGAUUAUGUUCAAUGUUGUGAUUCUAACUGUACAUGCUCCAAAAAUAGUCACGAGUUCAUUGAUGUCGAAGGUCGAAAAAGUCGUAUAACAAUUUUUGGUCAACUUGGGUUGACGCAAGACGACCAAUAUGUAUUAAAUUAUGGAGCAACCUUAAACGAUAAACCCAGUAAGAAUCGUAAAGAAAAUAAUCAUUUUAGAUUUAUGUUUACAUCAGUAAUUAAACUGGAUUGGACAAAAUAAUAUUGUUUGAUUUGUCUUUCAGUUCGAAGUAAUGUCAUGUAUGUGAAUGACCCUAAUGAAUGGAGUACUUGCAGACCAGAAGCAAACGACGCGGAAACUUUCAUAAGUGUUAUUAUACUUCUGUAUAUUAGAAUUUAUGUGAUUUUGACUGGAAAUGUGUUAGAAUUAGUAUAUAUAUUAUAUUCUAGAAAAACAACACAGGCAACUCAAGUCAAUUUCAAUUUUUCAAAGAACACCCCAAUCAAAAGUUUGAAAAAUAAAUCGGUGCAAUGUUUUUGUAACAGUACACAAUGUACAAACACGAAACCAUUCGAUUCUAAUGUAAAAGACGAGAACAUUAUAUUAAAACAGUGCAAGAGUCCAUUAGUUGUAAUAUCCGUUUAUCCUAGACAAGAUUCGGUGGAAAUUAUUGAGAAAAGCAGUCCUGGUAAAAUUAUUCGUCACCAAGUUUCACCCCAAAAUAUGACGGUUUCUAAAACAAACGAGACCAAUACUUAUCAAAAAAAGGAAGAAAAGAAACCAAAAAUAGAACGGACAUUAAUUGACACUAAAAGUAAAUUUGCCAAAAGUAGAGCAACUUCACCAGCUUCUGAAAUUGUUAAAGAGAAAAGAAAAAAUACAAAUACAAAAGUUAUUGGAGUUAGUAAUAGCACAAAAAAUCAACUUUCCCAGCGUCAAAAGAGUCCUGACAAAUCUGUACCUAAAUUUAAUAACAAUCCCACAGUAAAAAAGAUAUUCGCUCCUAAAAAAGAAGCUUCAAAAAUAACCAUAGAUAUAAACGGUGAAAAAGAAGACUAUAGUGUGUUGUUAAGGCAGCGAAAUUUUGAUACAGGAUUGUGUAUACGAAAAAGAACAAAAGAUCAGUGUCAGGGAGUGAAAAAGAAUGAAAAUUCAAGAAAGUCUUUGCUUAUAUCCGACAGUGUUGGUAAUGAUGAUGAAAAAUAUUGCAAAAACACGCGCAAUACUAAUAAUACUCGGAAACAUUUCGUUCCGAAAUUGUUGGCGUCUGAAUCAAAAUUAAAUGUAAAAGAUAGUAUUGAAGUAUGCCACAGUUACCAAUGCAUAUCGUAUUACGAUGUUGGAUGUAACGAGGACGAGGCGUCAAUACGAGAACAGCGAAAUAGCUCACGAAUAGAAACCAAACGAACAGAGAAAAACCUUUCUGGACCUAAUAAACAUUACCGAGGUGACAACUGUUCCAUAACAGACCCGUUAGAGAGAGAUCAAGAAAUUAGAAAGCUCCUUGGUGUAUUAAGAGAACAAUAUCAAAGUCGAAAAGAGACUGAAGUAUUUGUUUCGUUGUCAGAAGACUUUUUAGUAGAUCAUAAUGUCCCCAAUUUUACUUUAAAUAAAAACUUGUUAAAAAAGGAUUUAAGAGAAAAGAUUCCAAGCACUGAUAUACAAACGAAAUACCAUGAAACUCGAAAAGAUAAUAUUUCGUUUGUUCAAACAAUAAAAACAGCUAACGAUUCUGUACGAAAAACAGCUAUGAAAAAUAAUUUAACAAAAACUUAUAAUAAUGUUAUUACUAACGAUGCGCCGCUAAAAAUACAAAAUAUUUUAACUUCGUGUGUCAGAAGAGAAAAUAAAAUUAUAAAUCCGAACAUAGAGGUUAUUUUGCAAUUAGAAAAAAGUAAACCUAUCGCAUUAACUAAGAAACAAUACGAAAAAGUAAAGAGAAUCAUACAGCGUACAUCAUCAAAAAAAUCUAAUGAAAUAGAAAAAAGAAAAAGAUAUCAAAUAAACGAUAUACAUUGCAAUCUCGUAUCUAUUGGAACAAUUAAAAUGAAACGUAAACAGCAACAAGGAAUAUGCUUCAAUCGUGAAACUCAAACUGAAAAUACAUCCAAUUCUGUUGAAAUACAAUAUAACUCGCAAUGUCAUAAUAAACUUGUAGGUAUCGAUCAAAGUAGUUUGCUUAAUGUUUUGCUUAUUGUAAUAUCAACGACAGGUCGAAGAAAAUGUGUUACACCAAAUCUGGGGACAUCGGCAUUCUCAUUAAACUCAAACAGUACAAGUGAUUCUAAGCAUUCUAUUAAGCCACAUAGUAACUCAGACAAUGAAAAGAUCAAGAAGCCCCUUUUGCAGAGAUUAAUGUCUUGUUUGAUAAUGCGAACAGCGCGAACACCCGAUUUUAAAGAUACAGCGAACCGAAGAAAACUUCCUAGCCAAAAUAUGUCACCAGAUUCCUAUAAUAUAAGCACGUCUUUAGGUGCGUUAGAAAUGUCUUCGUCUAUAUACGACUCAUCUGUAUCUUUCUACAGCAAUCAUUCAAUUAUUCAAAUUAAUAAAACAAAGAGAGGGUUUUUCAACUCAGUGCGAGGAUUUCUAACAUUAAAAAGAAACUAAUUCUCCAUAAGAUUUAUGUUUCGUGAAAUACGUAUCUACAUAUUACGUUCUGUCUUAUUAGUUUUAUUUGUUUCGUUAUAUGAAUUGAUGUCUUUUAUUGACAAAAUAAUAAAUCGUGUUCGUUAUCAAUUA